AGCAUCUAAGCAAUGACUACUAAAUACUCCUUGGUUAUCAGUAUUUAAUGUCCACAAAUGUAUGCAACUGGUUUGUGGUUUAGGUUCUUUUUCUGCAGUUUCUCAGAUGUCUAAUAGUAUAGUGACAUCUUUAAACAAUGAUAACGUUAUAAAAGCUCCAGAUUCUAUCAAAUAUGCUGUUACAAAAACAACAACCCAAGUUAUACAGAAUCCAUCACUACUUUUGCUAACUGUCCAGUACCCCCAAAAUGGAUUCUCAAAGAAUAACAAAUCUAGUAGUAUUGGUGUGUCAUCUAUUAACGCCACUCAUUCAACUUUUGCUCAGAAGGCAGAAGCACCUUAUUCACUGCUACAGUUGAAUCAGCCAGUUAUGAAAAAUGUGCUAUAUUAUGGAGCUGAUACGCAGCCCAUCAAUACAAAUAAACCAAUAUCUAACUACAAUUCAAUGUUACUUCUUAGAAAUGAUGAAGAUCAUUGUCAAGAGGACAUGUCCAUAUCCAAAGGCUCAUUUUCACAGACUACAGAUCCAAAUAAUUUUGUUGUAACACCUUUUCCAAAAUCAGUAGUUUGCACGGUAAUGCCCAGAGAUGGCAAAGAAUGUAUAAUAUCUGAAACUGAGAUCCCAGUUCAUAAAAGUAUAGGCUCAGAAACUGAAACGGAAGUGGUUAAACUUGAUGAUUGGGAGGAAUGUUCAAGUGGAGAGGAAGAAGCUGUACAAAUAAUAUGUGAUAAGCCAGUAAUUUGUAGAGCUGUUGCUUCUCUUCCUGCUAAAUUCCUUUACUUUGGAAAAGAAACUGGAUCAAGCAAAGGUGUUUUUGCAAAAAAAGAAAUACCAAAAAGAGCCCAGUUUGGGCCAAUGGAAGGUAUACUUCAGAGGACACCUAGUGUUACUAAACACCAUCUUGUGCUGACUAUAGAAAAUAAUGGUGAAGUUGAGUGGCUUGAUGUUUCGAAUGAAAACAUAUCUAAUUGGAUGAAGUAUGUAAGACAGGCUGAAUCAGCUGAUGAACAAAAUCUAAGUUUGCAUCAGAUAGGGAAAAAUUUGUACUUCCGGGCUUUGAAUAGAAUAGGGCCUCAUGAAGAAUUAAAAGUAUGGUAUAGCAUGGCUUAUGCUAAGCCAAGAAAUCUUCCAUUGUUAAGUUUUGCCAAGAAUAGAAAAGCCAAAAAAGGAAGUAGAUGUAACACACAUUUAUCAGAGAAAGAAAACGUUUCUGUCUCUUCUAUUAAAGCUUUGAAAGAUGGAGAAGUGAGUAAAUGGAAAUGUUCCCAUUGUAACAAAGUAUUCAGAAGUGCAACGCCAUUUAAUCUGCAUGUUUUGACUCAUGCAGCUGACAAUUUAGAAACAAAAGAAAAUCACAAUACUAAUAAUCAGACACCAACACCUGCCUUACUGGACUCAGUUACUGACUGUGAUAAAAGAAACAAAAAUCCAUUGUCGUGCUGUAAGUGCAAAAAAACGUUUUUAAGUAAUUCUGCCUUAGCUUGCCAUGUUAAAAGUCAUGCAAGCAUUCAUACUUAUGACUGCCCUAUAUGUAAAGAAAUAUUUUAUAAGGUAUUGCAUUUAAAGCAACAUAUAAAAAGUCAUGCUGUUGAUGGAAAUUUCUCUUGUCCUUUCUGCUCUAAGAAAUAUCAUGAAUAUCGUCAUAUAAGGAAUCACAUAAGAAGGUUUCAUUGUGAAAAAAAUUUCAGUUGUUUGCAAUGCUCCAAACGUUUUUCUACAUUAGAUAAACUCAAACUACACAUGUUAAGUCAUUCUGAUCAUCGAGAAUUCACUUGUGCAACCUGUGGAAAACAGUUUAAAAGGAAAGAUAAAUUAAGUGUUCACAUGAGGAGGAUUCACCUCUCUCUUAAAUCGAAAGCUGAAAGUACUGAAACAUCUGUUAAUGAUAAAACUUUAUCACCCCAAAAAGGGAUGAAUGCUACUGAUUAUUCUGAUUACAUAUACAAAUGUCAUAUCUGUAUGCUUGGCUUUAAAAGGAGAGGGAUGUUGGUUAACCACCUAGCUAAUCGACAUCCUGAAGUAACUCCUGAUUCAGUACCUGAAUUGAAUUUACCUAUUCUGAAAGCUAAUCGGGAUUAUUAUUGUCAAUAUUGUGAUAAGAUUUAUAAAAGCAGUUCAAAAAGAAAAGCACACAUUUUGAAGAAUCAUCCUGGAAAGAAAUUACCCCCUGGCAAUGCUCAAAUCUCAACUUCUAAGAAAGGUGUAGAAAAUGGGACAUUAUCUCAAACCGUUGGCAGUGUCACAACUCAUCCACAGAGUUGUGACUGGUGCCACAAACAAUAUGCUUCAAAAGCUAAACUUCUUCAGCAUCAAAGAAAAAAUCACCUCAAUCAACUUCCUAAGUCUCUACAGUAUCCCAAGAAAUCGGCCAGAACCAGUGCAGAGGAAGACUCAGAUGCAAUCAGAGAUGCUAUUGAAAAAGUCAUAGAGACGGACAUAUUUUUACCAGAAACUCUUGAUAUUUCAGAAUAUGAAGCGUCUACUGGAGAUAAUAAAUUCUUUUCUGGUGGUGAAUUUAUUAUAGAUGCAAGUACUCUUAAACGUGCCAUUAAGGUUCUGUAUUGUUUUUUCUAUCUGUGUCCUUAUGGCCUGAUUUAAUUAUAAAUAUUCUUUUUCUUUGUAAUAAUUAUUUUUUUGUGAAUGUAGAUUUUUCAAUUGUAAAUAAGGAAAUGAUGUUUUAGGGAGAAGUCCUAUCUGCAGAUUGUUCUCCUGAAACACUAUCUGAACUUGGUCAGAUAAUUGAUGCCAGACCUGAUGGUUACUUCAAAGUAUACCAGGCUCCUUCCGGGAUUACUCUUGCUCAUCCUGUAGAAGUUUGGGAUCCUUUUCAACUUUGCCUCAGUCCUGAGACAACACCAGUACUUUCAUCUUCUUAAUAUUUCAUGUUGAGCCUUGGAAAUUUUUUAAUUUUUUUUUAUUAUUAUAGAUAAGAUUAAUUUUAAAAGUACAGAGAAGUACUUUAAUUUAAAAUGUGAUAAAUAUUGUUGCUCUAAUAAUUUUGCAGGUCAUUUCUAAUAAAUAUGAAUAAUGAUUCUAUUUGUUUUUAUUAGAUCUAUAUUUACUCAUUAUUACUGUUCUAGAAUGCGAAUUUAUGUUUAUUUUCACCUAAUCUAUAGACUUCACCUGCAAGCUGCAGUAAUUUUUUUUUACGUACUAUAUCUGUCUAUAUAACUCUACAUAUAUUGUAAAUACAUGUACGUACACCAUUUAAGCAAACAAUCGUUUAUUUACUCUGCAUAGAUAAUUUUUGUUUUUGUUUGUAUGAUGGGAAAGAUUCAAGAAGUAUAUCUUGUCAUUAAUAAUUUAUCCGAGCAAUAGUAUCACUGUCUUAUUAACUAAUUAUUGUAAAUAAUUAAGUAUUUUGUAUAUUAUUUGUACAGUUAUUACAUUAAAUUAGACCUGAGACAAAUAAAUAUACAUUUUUAAUUAUUAA
Nezara viridula (southern green stink bug) is the source of this 3434-nucleotide messenger RNA. The record is from the annotation of a GenBank genome assembly. NCBI's taxonomy places the organism in Eukaryota, Metazoa, Arthropoda, Insecta, Hemiptera, Pentatomidae.